Larimichthys crocea (large yellow croaker) is the source of this 2881-nucleotide messenger RNA. It is a transcript of the gene elmo2, whose product is annotated as engulfment and cell motility 2. Bases 459 to 2630 code for a protein of 723 amino acids. The record is from RefSeq and is a predicted model, not a curated record. Gene Ontology annotation, biological process: actin filament organization; cell motility. NCBI's taxonomy places the organism in Eukaryota, Metazoa, Chordata, Actinopteri, Sciaenidae. The transcript is spliced from 23 exons.
AGGCGGCCCUGCUUCAUUUGCAGACGCUCACAUUUUUACACGGUGUCCCGCCUACAAGGCGUGGAAAUGUGUCUGCUUUGCAAAAGUACUUCACCGGAGAGAAGAGAAGAGCAGAGAAGAGAGGGGGGAUACUGAGAGCAUCAUCGAUGGCCCAGUCACAGGGUGAGUAACACCGAGCAUCGACAUUAUUAUCAGCUAAAUAAAAAAACACAGAGCCGAUCAGAGUAAAGCAGAGAGCAUCAGGACAUGAUCCGAGCCGAGAGAGAGACAGACAGGCUGCAUCAUGACCGCAAUGGAGGAGCAGCAGGCUGGGAUGACUGAAUCACAUUAGCCGCCUUCUGAGGAGGAACAGAGAGCGAGUUUCGCAGAGGAGCUGACACAGUGGUUUGUACUGCAGAGCUGCGAGAGUGAUUGACCCCCGCAACGCGUCUCCAUUAGCGUCCUACGAUAAGACAGCCAUGCCGCCCCCAGCUGACAUCGUGAAGGUGGCUAUUGAAUGGCCUGGUGCUAACGCUCAGCUUAUAGAGAUGGACCAGAAAAGACCUCUGUCCUCGAUAAUACGCGAAGUAUGCGACGGCUGGUCUCUGUCAGGCUCAGAGCAGUUUGCUCUGCGUUAUGCCGACGGCCCGCAGCUUUACAUCACGGAGCAGAGCCGCGGUGAAAUCAAGAACGGGACCAUCCUUCGAUUAGCCAUUUCACCCGCUCGUGCUGCUCGUCAGCUCCUGGAGAGGAUCCAGUCUCAUGGCAUCGACGCUCGUCUGGAGGCUCUGAAAGAGCUCGCCAAGCUGUCUGCAGACCCAACCUUCGCCACAGAGUUCAUCAACAUGGAGGGCAUUGGGACGCUGGCACGUCUGGUGGAGAGUGGCACCCACUUCGGAGAAAUGCUGGCCUUCACUCUCACUGCCUUCCUGGAGCUAAUGGAUCAUGGCAUCGUGUCCUGGGACCUCAUCUCCCUCUCCUUCAUCAAACAGAUCGCAGGCUACGUCAACCAGCCGAUGGUGGAUGUGUCCAUCCUGCAGCGCUCCCUAGCCAUCCUCGAGAGCAUGGUCCUCAACAGCCACAGCCUCUACCACCGAGUGGCCCAGGAGAUCACCGUGGGACAGCUCAUCGGGCACCUGCAAGUGUCAAACCAGGAGAUUCAAACCUACGCCAUCGCCCUCAUCAAUGCUCUUUUCCUGAAGGCACCAGAGGAUAGACGGCAGGAGGAGUAUACUAACCCGCUGGAGCAGCACCUCACUGAAAUGGCAAGCACUUUGGCUCAGAAACACUUGCGAUCCAUCAUCCUCAAUCAUGUUAUCAGAGGAAAUCGACCAAUCAAAGCAGAAAUGGCACAUCAGCUUUAUGUGCUGCAGGUACUGACCUUCAACCUUUUGGAAGAACGAAUGAUGACCAAAAUGGAUCCUAAUGACCAGGCUCAGAGAGACAUCAUUUUCGAGCUGCGUAGGAUCGCUUUCGAUGGCGAAAAUGACCCCACCGGCACAGAAAAGAGAAAGGCCAUGUACACCAAGGACUAUAAGAUGCUGGGCUUCACUAACCAUGUAAAUCCGGCCAUGGACUUCACCCAGACUCCUCCCGGGAUGCUGGCUUUGGACAACAUGUUGUAUCUCGCCAAGGUUCACCAGGACACGUACAUCAGGAUUGUCCUGGAGAACAGCAGCCGCGAGGACAAACACGAAUGUCCCUUUGGCCGGUGUGCGAUCGAACUCACUCGAAUGUUGUGCGAGAUACUCCAGGUCGGAGAAUUGCCUAAUGAGGGCUGCAAUGACUAUCACCCCAUGUUCUUCACGCAUGAUCGGGCAUGGGAGGAGUUCUUCUGUGUCUGCAUCCAGCUGCUUAAUAAAACCUGGAAGGAGAUGAGGGCCACAGCUGAGGACUUCAAUAAGGUGAUGCAGGUAGUCCGUGAGCAGAUCACCAGGGCCCUGGCGAUGAAGCCGUCUUCUUUAGACCAGCUGAAGAACAAACUGCGAGGCCUCAACUAUUCCGAGAUUCUGCGUCUGCGGCAGUCAGAGCGAAUGAGCCAGGAUGACUUCCAGUCUCCACCUAUCAUCGAGCUGCGGGAGAGAAUUCAGCCCGAGAUCUUAGAGCUCAUCAAGCAGCAGCGACUGAACCGGCUGUGCGAGGGGAGCUGCUUCCGUAAACUGGGGAACCGCCGAAGGCAAGAGAAGUUUUGGUUCUGCAGACUCUCGCUGAAUCACAAAGUGCUGCACUAUGGGGACCUUGAUGAGUCACCUCAGGGUGAAGUGCCUUUCGAGCUACUCAGUGACAAGAUCCCCGUUUCUGAUAUCAAAUCUGUGGUGACUGGGAAAGACUGUCCUCAUAUGAAAGAAAAAAGUGCUCUGAAACAAAACAAGGAGGUGCUGGAGUUAGCCUUCUCUGUCCUCUACGAUCCCGACGAGACACUUAAUUUUGUCGCGCCCAACAAGUAUGAGUAUUGCAUCUGGACCGACGGGUUGUGCGCGCUGCUGGGGAGAGAGAUGGGCAGCGACCUGACACGCAGUGACCUAGAUACUCUCAUCAGCAUGGAGAUGAAGCUCCGCCUCCUCGACCUUGAGAACAUCACAAUCCCAGAAGCCCCGCCCCCCGUACCGAAGGAGCCUAGCUCGUAUAACUUCACCUACAAUUACAGCUGAGAUGUGUGUGUGCGGCGUAGGCGUAUGCGUGCGUGUGCGUGUGUGUGUUUGCUAUGCAUGUGUGUGUUGGUCAAGGAUGAGUAUUCUCGAACCUUUUUGAUGAAUUUAGCUGCAGAUGUGCGCACCAGAAAGUUUUUUUUUAUUUUGCUUUUUCAGACCCCUGGAGACUUCUCUCCAUCUGUUUGUGAUGCUGCACGGUUUGUCAGAUAGGAGAAAUGUGUUCACAGCUCCGCAGCGAGUUCAGAGGUCAG